Suillus paluster is the source of this 557-nucleotide messenger RNA. RefSeq lists its product as uncharacterized. Lineage: Eukaryota; Fungi; Basidiomycota; Agaricomycetes; Boletales; Suillaceae. The transcript has 3 exons. The record is from RefSeq and is a predicted model, not a curated record. Gene Ontology annotation, molecular function: protein binding. The coding region runs from base 164 to 409 and encodes 81 amino acids.
AUCGAAUGUAUACUUCAUUCAAGCUGAAUUCAGUUUCAUCUUCAUCUACUGCACCACUCCAGUACUCGAGUGCACCUCCGUUGUCUGGACUCUGAACUGUCAUCGAAUUUAUUUUUGUCAAAACACCCAAUCGCACUCGAGGUCGAGUCCUCUGACACCGUCCAUGACGUCAAGCAGCAUCUCAUCUUCGCCGACAAGCAGCUCGAGGAUGGUCGGACACUCUCCAAUUACAAUAUCGAAGGAGUCCACCUUUCAUCUGGUCUUGUGUCUCCGUGGCAGCAUGCAGCUCUUUGUCAGGAACCUCUCGGGCAUAGUCAUUGCUAUACAGGUGGAGUCAUCCGACGUCAUCGACAGCGUCAAGUCAAAGAUUGAUGACAAGGACUCGGAGGGCAUCUCACCAUCCCGGUAACUUCUGUACUUGACGGUGAGGAGCUCGAUGAUGGUAUGGUCGCACGUGUCAAUCCUGCAAUAUGACAGCGCCCUUAUCCUUGUUAACCAAUGGUCGGGCGUAGCCGACUUUAACACCUUGCUCCGGACCUUUAUUGGGAUACUCCAAG